Messenger RNA from Eruca vesicaria subsp. sativa (arugula), 540 nucleotides. Lineage: Eukaryota; Viridiplantae; Streptophyta; Magnoliopsida; Brassicales; Brassicaceae. The record is from the annotation of a GenBank genome assembly.
AUGGAGGAGCUACAUGAUGUAACACGAAACUACCUGAAUGUAACUGACCCCAUUGAGGCUGCUGCACGAAGACAGAGAGUGCUCCACAGCGAUGCAACUGAUCUGAUGGAAAGAACAGCAGAUGCCAUAAUGGCGGCCUCACACCAGACUUCUCAACCAAGACUAAUAUCACAAGCCAAUGAAAGUAACCCUGUGACGCCCCCACCACUACAAGAAGAUCCUCUCCAUGCUCCCCUACUUCCACAACAACUGGCUGACUACUGCCCCAAUUACGGAGAGGAGAAAGACAUAGAUUUAGAUCCUUUAUAUAGGGAGACAGCAUCUUAUGCAGAUGAGAACCCUGAGGAAGAAGAAGUGAACUCAGCGAGAAUUAAAUCUAUAAUUAUCAGUCCGCAAGCGGGGAGGAUAGAACUACCUUCAGGAACAAGUUUGUCCCAGGAACCAAUCGAGGCAACUGAAACUCGGGUAGUGCGACAAACAAGAGCUAAAGGAAGAGUAAGAAGAACUUCAAGGAGAACAGUUUGGAGAAGCUUUAGCUGA